Molecule: messenger RNA, 521 nt
Organism: Wasmannia auropunctata (little fire ant)
Lineage: Eukaryota; Metazoa; Arthropoda; Insecta; Hymenoptera; Formicidae
Gene: RpS20
Product: 40S ribosomal protein S20
Exons: 3
Coding region: 107-472 (121 amino acids)
Biological process (GO): translation
Cellular component (GO): cytosolic small ribosomal subunit; ribosome
Molecular function (GO): structural constituent of ribosome
Source: RefSeq, a predicted model, not a curated record
AACCUCUCUUGUGCUUUGCACGUGGAACGUAUAGACGUACUGGUUCAGCGCUGAUCAGUUUUACUCUGUACAAAUUGGUUAUCUCGGCCAGUACUAAAAAUCAACCAUGGCCACGACCAAGGUCGAUAAUCCUGAGAAGCCAGGACAGGAAGUCACUCCGAUUCACCGUAUAAGAAUCACACUCACGUCACGCAAUGUUCGUUCCCUCGAAAAAGUGUGCGCCGAGCUGAUCAACGGGGCAAAGAAGCAGAAAUUGAAGGUCAAAGGACCCGUUCGCAUGCCAACGAAGAUCCUGCGAAUAACAACUCGCAAAACGCCCUGCGGUGAGGGCUCGAAAACCUGGGAUCGCUUCCAGAUGCGAAUUCACAAGAGAGUGAUCGAUUUGUAUUCGCCAUCAGAGAUUGUGAAACAGAUCACAAGCAUUUCCAUCGAGCCCGGCGUAGAGGUGGAAGUGACGAUCGCUAAUGAAUAAACUUUGUCAGUAAAACUAUGAGGUUUUAAUAAAAAUACUAAAAAGGAAA